CACCAAGCCGUUCGUCUCGGAGCAAAUCGUGACAAUCGCCAAGCUCUUCCAACAUCUGCAAUGCGAUUUCAAAUUCGCUCAGGUGAGUCGAGAUAUUUUGAAACUCUCGUCCCUGUAGCUUACGGCGAUAGCUAUGCUGUUUGGCUCUACACUAACAAAGGAGGGACACUAUGA
This is a messenger RNA of Haemonchus placei, 174 nucleotides long. Lineage: Eukaryota; Metazoa; Nematoda; Chromadorea; Rhabditida; Trichostrongylidae. The record is from the annotation of a GenBank genome assembly.